AAUAGUUUGGUCAAACAAAAAAACAAAUUUGGCCAUUUAUUUUCUCAAGAAAUUCAUUGUUUCUCAAGUAACCCAUUUUUUUUUCUCAAGAAUUCAUGGUCAAACAAAGAAGCUUUACUUUUCUUGCUGGAUGAUUGUUCUCUGUGCUUCUGAGCAUAGCCCUUGAGAGAUUCAAAGAACAAAUUAAAUUUUAAAAAAACUACUUUUUUCCACCAAGCAGACCCCCGGAAUGAUUCAACUGUUUGAUGGAAUGCGAACCAGAAACAGUUUCCUGGGCUAUUCAAGCUCUUUGUCCUUAUAACAACAAUUUCACUUCUCUUUCGUUUGUCAUAAUCAAUUAUGAACUAGUCUCGUGUGGAUCUUUAACUUCUACGGCACAAGUAGCAUCUCAUUUUCCAUUCAAAGGCUUGACUUUUCAGGUUCUCCGAAGUUUGGUGGCCACGUAAGUUCUUGCCAGUCUCCAUCGGCAUACAGCAUAUAUGACUUUUCUAGCAUUUUCCUGAGACUAUCCAGAAACUUGUGUUCAUUCCUCGUGACUUCGGUGCUUUAUACGACGAAUUAUCUGGGUGAAUGUUAAGAUUCGACGUGCCAGAAGUAGAAAAUGGAGAGGGGUGGGGUCCACAUUUUUAUUUCCAGUUCUCAUUCAUAUUACUGUCAAUGCUUGGCCUUCACAAGAUUGUCGAAGCAGAUUAUCUUACAUAUUCUUGUCAGAAUGAGUAUGGAAAUCACUCGACCAACAGUACUUUCGAAUCAAACCUGAAGCUCCUUCUUGAUUCCCUGCCGUACAACACCGCAACAAUGGGAUUCAACAAUACUACCGUCGGAGAAGGCCCUAACCGAGUUUAUGGGCAAGCUCUUUGCAGAGGAGAUGCCACUUCCACAGCGUGUGAGAGUUGUGUCAGCAAUGCAAGCCAAGAGAUCAUGAAGCUGUGCAAUGCUAAAGAUGCAAUAAUUUCGUAUGAAUUAUGCCAAGUGCGCUAUUCCUUCCAAGAUUUCUUUUCAAACAUGGUUUAUACUGGUAAAUACCCGGAUUCAAAUAGUCAGGAGAAACUUGCAUCAGACCCAGCCCGUUUCUAUAAGUACUUGAUGUAUCUAAUGAACAAUAUAUCCAAUGAGGCUGCGUAUGUUAAAUCUACUCAAAUGUUCGUGAUGGGGCAAAUAAAUUACUCUGUGAGCCAGACAAUAUACGGGCUAGUGCAGUGUACUAGGGAUAUGUCGGACAUGGACUGUAACAGUUGCUUGAACUCUGCCUUGGGGGAUCUAAAAGCAUGCUGCUAUACAAGGGAAGGUGGAACGGUUGUUAGCAGAACUUGCAAUGUGAGGUACGAGCUGUACCGCUUUUUCAAUGGCUCGACAACUUCUAUGUUAUCUUACCCAGCCUCCACAGGGGAUAAAUGGAAGAAAGGGAUGAUUGGCCUAGUAGUUGGUAUCUUGGGACUCCUAUUAGCUGUUCUUGCCGGAUCUUGCGCCGUCUACUUCAACCGGAAGAAAGCAAAACAAGACCUGGAAAGAAGCCCGCGUGCUUUGCUCCAUGAUUUAAUAAAUCCAGUCGGAGUGGAAAUUACUGAAGAUGGCAACCUGGUUAGCUCUGAAGAACUUCCUUUCAUGGAUCUAGCCACACUAAAGGCUUCUACAGAUGACUUCUCAAGUUCAAACAAGCUCGGGCAAGGGGGGUUCGGUACUGUCUACAAGGGUGUGCUUUCUGAUGGAAAAGAAGUAGCAGUUAAAAGGUUGUCGAGGAAGUCUUGGCAAGGUCUCGAGGAGUUCAAGAAUGAGGUGAUCUUGAUUGCAAAACUCCAGCACAGAAAUCUAGUAAGGCUUCUAGGAUGCGGCAUAGAGGGAGAUGAGAAGCUGCUUGUAUACGAGUUCAUGCCUAACAAAAGCCUCGAUAUCUACAUCUUCGAUUCAGACAAACGUGCGCAGCUUGAUUGGUGCACAUGCAUUUCUAUUAUUAAUGGAAUUGCUAGAGGACUAGUUUACCUGCACGAGGACUCGAGACUUAGGAUUAUUCACAGGGAUCUUAAGCCUAGCAAUGUUCUGCUGGAUCAUGAAAUGGUUGCUAAGAUAUCAGAUUUUGGGAUGGCCAGAAUAUUUUGCGAAAACCAAAGUUCAGCUAAUACAAGAAGAGUCGUAGGAACAUACGGUUAUAUGGCCCCAGAGUAUGCAAUGGGGGGACUAUUCUCUGUGAAGUCAGAUGUGUUCAGCUUUGGCGUCAUUUUGCUUGAGAUCAUCUGUGGAAAACGAAAUAGCGGAUUUUAUCUUACAGAACAUGCUCAGACACUUCUAGCAUAUGCAUGGACACUAUGGACUGAAGGAAGAGAGUUGGAACUCGUGGAUCCUUCUCUAGCAGAAUCAGGCUCAAUAGCUGAAAUAGCCAGGUGUAUUCACAUCGGCCUCUUGUGUGUCCAGGAAGAUCCUGGAGAUAGACCGACAAUGUCGGAAGUAGUGACGCUUUUGGGAGGUCAAACAGGAACUCUUCCGGAACCAAAAAAGCCUGCUUUUUCGGUUGGUAGAGUCGUUCAAGAACUCGAUCAAUCAUCGGCAACAAAUAUUUCUGUCAAUCAGAAGACUGUUUCUAGUAUCUCGCCCAGGUGAACCAUCACGUAUAUUAGUUGAGUAAGGUUUCAUUUGCCCACGGUUGUAAAAUUCUACGCUGAUUAGAGGAACUCAUCAUGUUUUGGAAGAAUUAUUCUGCUCAUGAAAAUUGCUGUAUAUACAAUCGAUGUUAUUGCACAUGGAGAACGCCGAUUUGUUGAGUGUAAAAAAAUUGCACAAAUUGUGGAGACCCAUGUAACUAUAGGUGGAUCAAUGCAAAUUCUGUAAACCAGAAGCUCCAUCUAUUUUCUUGAA
This is a messenger RNA of Syzygium oleosum, 2850 nucleotides long. RefSeq names its product cysteine-rich receptor-like protein kinase 44. The coding region runs from base 571 to 2595 and encodes 674 amino acids. The record is from RefSeq and is a predicted model, not a curated record. Lineage: Eukaryota; Viridiplantae; Streptophyta; Magnoliopsida; Myrtales; Myrtaceae. Gene Ontology annotation, biological process: protein phosphorylation. The transcript has 8 exons. Gene Ontology annotation, molecular function: ATP binding; protein serine/threonine kinase activity.